AUGGAAAUCCCACCAAAGAAAGCUCACUUUUUCAAACCCAUUCUGCCUGGUUUCAAGAAUGGCCUUAAAAUCCCUAUAGGUUUCUUGAAGUAUUUGAGAGGACUUGACCAUAUUGAACAUAUUGUACUAAAAAGGGCUGGCAACAAGUGGUUGGUGAAGAUGAACGGACGGCGAUUAGAAGAUGGUUGGGAAAAGUUUGUAGAGGAGCAUGAUUUGCAGUUGGGAGAUAUAUUGAUUUUCAGACAUGAAGGAGACAUGGAUUUUGAUGUUUCCAUCUUUGAUUCAACUCAUUGUGACACAGAAUAUGCAGAGUAUAAGCAAAUACAAGAAGAAAAGGACAAAAGGGUCGAGGAUGAGAACGAGGAUGAUGAGGUUGUUGAGGAAGAGGAACAGGAGGAGGACGAUGAUGAUGAUGAGGAUGAUGAAGUGUAUACUCUUGACAGACCUUUUGGUCGAUCUCAUUUUGAAUUCACUAUUAGACAAUAUUGUCUUUCGAAAGGUUUCAUGAAUAUGAACUCUUUAGUGAUGUGUGUAUUUACACAAUGUCGGUGGAUUCCUAAAGAUUUUGCAUUUGCAAAUGGUCUCAUCAACCGCAACAAGAAGUUUGGUUUAAUCAUAAUCAAUGAAAGACAAACAAGGUCGUGGAACUUAAUGCUACAUUCAUGCAAAACUCAAGCUUAUAUUGCAGAUGGUUGGCGAAAAUUCAGUGCUGAUAAUUGCUUAAAAGAGGGAGAUCGAAUAAUGUUUGAAAUAGUUGCUAAAGGAGAGACACAAAUAUGGAAAUUUCAAGUUGUUAGUAAUGCAAAAAAACCAAUGAGGAAGUUUCAAGAAAAUGCUAUGGAAAAGCCAAAGCCUAAUGUCAUGUCAUCACACAAGGAUUUCCCUGAUGUAGAAACGGCUAAGGACAUGCCUCGCGGUCGCCCUCGUUUCAUUUAUACCAUCACAGCCAGUUGCAUUUCAAAGUAUUUUCUGCAUGUUCCAAGACAAUUUGCACGGGAAAAUGGCCUCAGAGACAGGAAAUGUAUAAUAACAAUAAGAGAUGAGCAACAAAGGCCAUGGGUGUUUAAGCUGUAUACCGCUACAGGCAACACUUUUAUUGCAGGUGGAUGGCGUAAUUUUUGUGCUGCUAAUUUCUUGAUGGAAGGAGACCGCGUAAUGAUUGAGAUGUUUUCCAAGGGAGAGCAACCAAUAUUUAAAAUUUACGGCAAAGCAAAUGCAUCACUUCAGCCUGAAGAAAAGAAGCCUAAUUUGGAUGCUGUAAGAGUUUUCACUCAAGGAAAACCAAAACCCAAGAUCAAGACAUCUAGCAAGGCUUCCUCCAAAGUAGAAGCUGCUUAUAAGGACACGAAUCUCAGUCACUCUCAUUUCAUUUGUACUAUUAGACCUUAUAGCCUUUCAAAGUAUUUUCUGUUCAUCUUCAGUUUCAGUUUUGACAGUGUUGUUUCGAUUAAUAAACUAGAUUUGAGAGAAAGUCCAUCCCUCCAGGCUGAAGUAAAGAUGAAAAUAUUGGAUGCUGAAAGAAUGUCAGAUAAAGGUCGUAGGCUUAAGACCUCGAGCAUGACUACUCCGGAAUCACAAGUAGCUGCUUCAACAUCUGUUGAUGUCAACUCUCAUUUUAUAUCUACUAUUAAACCUUACACCAUCAAAAAUCCUACUUUGUAUCUUCCACUGGACUUCGCGAAAUCAAAUGGCUUGAUGGAUAAAAGUGAGAUGAUACUUGUUGAUGAAAAGCAGAGAUCAUGGUCAGUGUGGCUAGGGCGCAUGGGACAUCACUUUGGAAUUCUAAGGGGAUGGACACAGUUCAAAAAAGCAAAUGGUGUCCAAGUAGGAGAUACUUACAAGUUUGAACUCACCUACAAUGGCACAAUACCUAUAGUUCAUUUCCACUGUAAAUAUUCUGGGAAGGAUGCAGUUGUUGAUGGGCAAAAGGAAACUAGUCAUUAA
This is a messenger RNA of Capsicum annuum, 1944 nucleotides long. RefSeq names its product B3 domain-containing protein REM8-like. Gene Ontology annotation, molecular function: DNA binding. Bases 1 to 1944 code for a protein of 647 amino acids. NCBI's taxonomy places the organism in Eukaryota, Viridiplantae, Streptophyta, Magnoliopsida, Solanales, Solanaceae. The transcript has 10 exons. The record is from RefSeq and is a predicted model, not a curated record.